GUUGUGAGCACCGAACGCCACCCUGCAGACACAGCGUGGGCAGCGUUCUCUGGCUGCAGAAACAGUCAGUCCUCGCCGUUUCAGCGACGGGAAAGGAGCCGCCAUGUCAGCCGCCUUACCGCCCUCCGUAUCCGGCAAGAAGGUGAAGUCGCCUUCGACAGUGCGUAAGACCCCCUCGUCAGCCAACGGCGCCAAGAAGCGGCACCGCCGGCGCAAGGAGAGCUUCACCACAUAUAUUUUCAAGGUGCUCAAACAGGUGCAUCCAGACACGGGCAUCUCUGCCAGGGCCAUGACCAUUAUGAACAGCUUCGUCAACGACAUCCUGGACAAGCUGACCGAGGAGGCGGCCCGGCUGGCCGUGUACAGCAAGAAGUCUACCAUCACUGCCCGCGAGAUCCAGACGGUGACCAGGCUGAUGCUCCCGGGUGAACUGGCCAGGCACGCCGUGUCGGAGGGCACCAAGGCUGUGGCAAAGUACACGUCCUACGUCAACGCCGCCCUCGCCAUCCCGUCCCAACCGUGAAAACCAAAGACUUUUCCGUCGAACAUUUUUUGUUUGUUUCUGCUGCGAGCGUAUAUUAAACGCAACUUGAUGGUCAA
Molecule: messenger RNA, 600 nt
Organism: Ixodes scapularis (black-legged tick)
Lineage: Eukaryota; Metazoa; Arthropoda; Arachnida; Ixodida; Ixodidae
Product: late histone H2B.L4-like
Exons: 2
Coding region: 104-523 (139 amino acids)
Cellular component (GO): nucleosome
Molecular function (GO): protein heterodimerization activity; structural constituent of chromatin; DNA binding
Source: RefSeq, a predicted model, not a curated record